AUGGCCUCUGCACAUCCUCCGUCUUCGACAAGGCGGACCCGCGAUGGGCCUCGCCCGGAGGUAGCCAUCGGCCCCUACACGAGGCUGGACGAGAUUGGCCGCGGCAGUUUUGCGACCGUCUAUCAAGGCAUGCACUCGCGGCAUCGCUCCUACGUCGCUAUCAAAUCCGUUAACCUGUCCAAGCUCAACAAGAAACUCAAGGAGAACCUCUGCUCCGAAAUCGAUAUCCUCAAAGGCCUCCACCACCCACACAUCGUUGCUCUGAUUGACUGUCAUGAGUCCUCCGCACACAUCCAUCUGGUCAUGGAGUACUGCGCGCUCGGAGACCUCUCUCUCUUCAUCAAGAGGCGAGAUACGCUCCGUGACCAUCGCUAUACUAGGGACAUGAUCAUAAAAUACCCCAACCCGAAUGUGGGCGCUCUAAACGAGGUCGUCGUCCGCCAUUUCCUCAAACAACUCUCGAGCGCUCUCAAAUUCCUCCGAGAUCGCAACCUGAUCCACCGCGACAUCAAACCCCAGAAUCUCCUCCUGUGCCCGUCGCCUAUUUCCUACCGCAACGGAGUCGCCCAGGUUGUCCCCUUUAAAGGCAGCGAUGACUCGUUCACGCCUCUGGCAGGUCUCCAGACACUGCCAAUGCUCAAAAUAGCCGAUUUUGGCUUCGCCCGUUCUCUGCCGUCAACCUCCCUCGCCGAAACCCUUUGUGGCUCACCUCUAUAUAUGGCUCCUGAAAUCCUACGGUAUGAAAAGUACGACGCCAAGGCUGACCUCUGGUCAGUUGGGACCGUGCUAUACGAGAUGGUUGUUGGCAAGCCUCCCUUCCGGGCGUCCAACCAUGUUGAGCUACUUCGCAAGAUUGAACGGCAAGAGGAUAACAUUCGUUUCCCGGAAGAUAUGGAAGCAUCCCAGGCAAUCAAGUCUCUCAUCCGUGGACUUUUGAAAAGAAACCCCAUCGAGCGGAUGAGCUUUACCGACUUUUUUGAAAACAUAGUAAUCCAAGAGGACAUCCCCGGCUUGGUUGGGGAUGAUCUAGCGUCGGCUCGACGUCGUUCCUCUGUCGAGCUGUCAGGCAGCCCACAUCACGACAUGCAAGAUACCAGGCCGCGACAACCUCGCGACCAACGGUCGUUGGAGGAUAUCAAAGAGCCUACUCCUGCUGCCGCACGCUCACCCAUCUCUACACCACCCCAGCAACACGGCAGUCCUCGGGCUGCCUUGGGUACUUCACCUAGAUCAGAAGCCAUGCAGCGGACUGCAAGCGGUGAUAAAGUAUCCCGCACGAGCGAUCUACAACGAGCUGCAGUUACCGGCCGACGGCCUGCUCCAGUUUCACAUACAACUUCCCCUCUACCAAACCAAGUAGCAGUCGAAAGACGGCCAAGUCGAACCUCACCACUAUCAUCGCCAGUGAUUGAGCAGGAAGAACGAAUUGUCAAAGACGAGCGUGAGCGUGCUGCGCAGGACGUGGCCUUUGAGCGCGACUAUGUCCUUGUUGAAAAGAAGGCUGUUGAGGUCAAUGCUUUUGCAGACGAGCUGGCUAAUAGCCCUCGCAUCCAUUCCGGCAAUGGACAGGCUGUGUCUCGUCAAUCCGGUGGUGUUGUGCGGCGCGCAACGGUGCAGAAUGUCCCUUUGGCCAACAUUUCGGCGUCACCCAAUGCCGUACAAAUAUCCGGACGCGCCCGCGCUGAUUCCCAUACUCGCCAAGGUUCAUACGAACGUCGCUAUGGACAGAGUCCCACAUCGGCAACGUCGGCAAUUUCGAAAGCACUCAACAUGGCAAGUGGGCGGCUAUUUGGUGUUGGGUUCUCGCCUCCAGUGGGAUUGAGCAAGGGAGGACGAUCUCCUCCUAUGGCGUACAAUCCUUUCCCUACAUAUCCGACGGCCCAGCAAAGUCUCUUGCUGACGGGUGACGGCGGAAAAGCAAAUGCUGCUACCUUGGACGAGGAUACGCGGACGGUCCAGUUCAUUGAGGAGUGCGCUACUCGAAGCGAUGUCGUUUAUGGGUUUGCCGAGGUCAAAUAUAAGCAACUCAUUCCGCUCGCCCCGUCUAUGCAGACCGAUAACCCGGGACAGCUGGGAGAUCAAGUGUUUCCAGAUUCUGACGACGGCGAGUUAACCCCAGAUGCCAUCGUUACGCUAUCUGAAGAAGCUCUCGUGCUGUAUGUAAAAGCACUAGCGCUCCUCGCCAAAUCAAUGGACAUUGCUGGAGCUUGGUGGACACGCAAAAACCGGGGCGACAUCUUUAGUGAAGCUAGUCAAGGCAUGCCCGCCACCAAUGCAUUGGUAGGCACUCGAAUCAACGGCGUGGUGCAAUGGGUCCGCAACCGCUUCAAUGAAGUUUUGGAAAAGGCCGAAUUUGUUCGCCUUAAAUUGAUUGAAGGUCAGAAGCAGCUCUCGCCUGACCAUCCGAGUCACCCGGAUAACCAUUCAGUCGGAUCUGUCUCUGCGGGUGCUUUGGGUACCUCGGUAGACAACGUUAUUGUGAGCUCAGGGGUCACGGCGGAGAAGCUGAUGUACGACCGCGCUCUGGAAAUGAGCAGAGCGGCCGCGAUCAACGAGCUUACCGGAGACGACCACUCCGGCUGUGAGAUUGCCUAUGUUACGGCAAUCCGCAUGCUCGAGGCAGUUUUGGAGAAUGACGAACUACCUCGGAGUGAGAAGAGCGGCGACAAGGCUGGCGAUACGGAUAAGAUUGUCCUCGAUGGCGUUCAAGUGGAGGAUCGCAAGGUGGUUGUCAAGCUGGUGGCGAGCAUUCGGGCCCGUUUGUCGUCUCUCCGCAAGAAAAAGGCGGCGAUGAGCAAACGCAAGUCUGCGCCUGUGGGCACGUCUCCAGGCAAAACGACACCUACGAAUAAUCGACCCAGCUCACCAGCAAUCGCUUAUCCGGUUACAGGCAUUAGCCCGCCACGGUGA
Molecule: messenger RNA, 2910 nt
Organism: Talaromyces rugulosus
Lineage: Eukaryota; Fungi; Ascomycota; Eurotiomycetes; Eurotiales; Trichocomaceae
Exons: 3
Coding region: 1-2910 (969 amino acids)
Biological process (GO): autophagy; protein autophosphorylation; autophagosome organization
Cellular component (GO): autophagosome; cytoplasm
Molecular function (GO): protein serine/threonine kinase activity; ATP binding
Source: RefSeq, a predicted model, not a curated record